UAAAUAAACUAUAAUCAUAGAAAAAAAUAUGUAUAUAUUAUUCGGUCAUUUCCCCAAAUUUGCCUGUUGCUCGAACUACCAACAGCUGCAACCCAUACGGCAUUACAGGGCGUCCACAAAACUAUCAAUUUCUCCCACAAAAUUUUCGGCUGCAGAAAAUAUGAGCGUAAAACCAACAGUCGCCUUAAGAGCUAUGCUGGUUGGAGGUGUUGCCGCCUUUGCUAAGAUAGCAGGAGCCGCGAAAGCCGCUGGCGGUGCUAAGUUGGGUGCGGCUGCCGUGGCUGUGACAGCCGCCGCUGGUGCCACGAUGUCGGGGUCAAAACAGGAAGCUAACAAGUCAACCAAGUGAAGUUUUUGUUAUACAAGUAGAUAGGGUUGAUCAAUAAUUUGGUUGUGAACUCAUGAGGAUUUAAUCUUACCAUACAUUUCUGAAAUGAUUUGCAUUUAGAUGAAAUGGUGACUUAAAUUUGUAGUUGUUAUAAUCUGGUUUACAUUUAUUCGAUCCGUUUUUGUAAAAUGGUAUGAGAAUAUCGAACGAGAAAAUUAUCUGUUUUGAGUU
Helianthus annuus (common sunflower) is the source of this 559-nucleotide messenger RNA. RefSeq lists its product as uncharacterized. The record is from RefSeq and is a predicted model, not a curated record. The coding region runs from base 29 to 349 and encodes 106 amino acids. NCBI's taxonomy places the organism in Eukaryota, Viridiplantae, Streptophyta, Magnoliopsida, Asterales, Asteraceae. The transcript is spliced from 2 exons.